This is a messenger RNA of Nothobranchius furzeri (turquoise killifish), 503 nucleotides long. RefSeq names its product apolipoprotein C-I (gene apoc1). Gene Ontology annotation, cellular component: extracellular region; high-density lipoprotein particle; very-low-density lipoprotein particle. Gene Ontology annotation, biological process: triglyceride metabolic process; negative regulation of cholesterol transport; lipoprotein metabolic process. Lineage: Eukaryota; Metazoa; Chordata; Actinopteri; Cyprinodontiformes; Nothobranchiidae. The record is from RefSeq and is a predicted model, not a curated record. Gene Ontology annotation, molecular function: phospholipase inhibitor activity; fatty acid binding.
UGCUCGUUGACCCAAAUCUGGCGUGUUGCGCAACCCUCCCAAAAUCAGUGUGUAUAAAAAGGAGAACACGCAUUUAGUCACCAAGACACUCUGGUUUUUUCUCCACUGAGACAGAAAAACAGGGAUUCACAGCCAAGAUGAAACUGUACCUGGCAGUUGCCGUGCUGAUGCUGGCCUUUGUGGCAUACACAGAGGCCCAGGACGCCACUGGAUUUGCCGAUUUCCAAGAAAAAAUCACAGACUUUGGCAAGACGUUCGCUGAGAACGCCAAGACCCACUUUGAGACAAUCAAGAACAGUGAAUUUGCCCAAAACACACAAAACUGGUUCACGGAGCAGUUCCAGAAGCUGAAGGACCAGCUCCAGUCAAACUAAACUUGAUGUCUUCUGCACCGGUUGUCGACCUCCUCUUCAUCUGGGGGUUGAUUUGAGAAUCUUGGCUGUAAUCUUUGUUGGAAAAAUGUGGAAAAAGUACAAUAAAAUAUGUCAAAAUGUGAAAAAUAA